This is a messenger RNA of Triplophysa dalaica, 651 nucleotides long. RefSeq lists its product as uncharacterized. NCBI's taxonomy places the organism in Eukaryota, Metazoa, Chordata, Actinopteri, Cypriniformes, Nemacheilidae. Bases 66 to 629 code for a protein of 187 amino acids. The transcript has 3 exons. The record is from RefSeq and is a predicted model, not a curated record.
ACCACCACCACUCCAAGUUGCAUAUAAAGCUCUUAUUUUCUCAAGCACUCUUAUUACUGUCGUGUAUGAACUUGACGUCUGUGAUAAGGAUGCCAGUGUGUGAUUUCUGCGGAUAUGACGGGAAUGGUGACGCUGUCUCCUUCCACAGAUUUCCACUAGAAGCAGAAAUUCGUCGCCGUUGGAUGGUAAAUAUGAGAAGAGACGCUGAAUGGACUCCAUCUGAAUCCGCAUCUCUGUGCUCCGCUCACUUCACUCCGGAUUGCUUUGAAUCUGGAGCAGCACAUUUACACCCAAACGCUAUUCCGACGAGAUUUGAUUUUACACAGUCCAUGAGUCUAAACACUCGAAACAUUCCUCAAGACCAAGGAGAACAUAAAUCGACUAACACAUCAUGUUGUGGCUGUUAUAAACGUCUACAGGCUACAGAGAAAGUUUACCAACUGAAAUUAGUUGCUGCCCAGCUUCAAAUAAAACAAUACAAAAAUAAUCUAGCAGAAGAGUCACGAAAAGCAGCACAAUGGCAAAAGAGAGCGAUAGUUCUGCAGAGUGCUAUUAGAGCCAUGAAACAAAGAGGUAUAAUACCCACAACAAGAAAAACCUCAACACCAAAAAAUACUAAUUUGGAAUAAAACAAAUGGCAUUUUUCUGUAA